Porites evermanni is the source of this 360-nucleotide messenger RNA. Lineage: Eukaryota; Metazoa; Cnidaria; Anthozoa; Scleractinia; Poritidae. The record is from the annotation of a GenBank genome assembly.
AUGGAGAUGGAGUCACACUACAAUGCUAGAAAUCCGAGACUAACUGAGAGCCUUGAACGGCUACGUGAGGAAACUAGCAAAGACACCACACUGAACACAUUACACAAAGUAAUUGUCAACGGGUGGCCAGCAGACAGAACAGACAUCCCAGAGUCUUUGCACCCCUGCUGGAAUUACGGGAACGAGCUGUCAGUAAAAAAUGGCAUUUACAAAGGAGCCAAAGUUAUGCUACCUCAGUCGAUGCAAAAGGACAUGCUUUGCAAUAUCCACGCCAAACACUUUGGUGGAGAAUCGAAGAUAUGUAUGGUACGUGAAGUCCUCUUUUGGGCAGGAAUGCAAAAGUCCAUCCAAGACGUGUGA